AUGAAUUUCGUCAAGCUACCACAGUUCAACGUUGGAGAUUCGUGGCCGCUUUAUGAAGAACGCCUGAAGCGAUUUUUUGUGGCGUAUGGAAUCGAAGAAGCGGAAGACGAACGGCGAGCUGCUUUCCUGUUGACGGCGGUUUCCAUGGAAGUCUAUCAAAUCGUGAAAAAUUUGUGCUUCCCGAAGCUUCCUGAAGAAAAGAAGUUUUCCGAGGUCUGCGACUUGCUGAAGCAGCGGUUUACCCCGACGCUGGUUGUGUUCCGAGAGCGAGCACGGUUUUUCGAAGCCCGGCAAGAUUUGGACGUGUUCAUCAAGAACUUGUUCGUGGUUGGACUGCGUCGUGGUCCACUAUUCGAGCGAGUAUGCGAGGAAGAAGCGACGGCCAGCUUCGACGUUUUGAUGAAGAUCGCACUGAAGAAAGAAUCGACCCUCCAACAGCGUGGCGUUUUGGACGUGCACAAGAUCCAGCAAGGUGCGGAGAAGAAGCAGUGCAAGAGUGAUUCACGGUGUUUCGCCUGCGGAAGAGGUGAUCACGAUUUCCGGAAAUGCCAAUACAAGAGUUACGUGUGCAAGCUUUGCGAUAAGAAGGGACACCUUGCCAAGGUGUGUCCCACUAAGGAGUCGGAGCAACCAAAGGAGAAGAAGAAGCCGUGUGGACAGAAGCGAAGCCCCAGGAUCAGCCAUUUGAGGAUCAACAAGCUGGAAGUGCCCCCACCGGUUAUGGUUGGUAUCAGUGUCAACGGAUGUCCUGUACGUUUUGAGGUGGAUACCGGGAGCCCGGUGAACGCCAUAUCGAAGGAUCUGUAUGACCAGUUGUUUUCUGCGAUACCGUUGGACACCGAUUCGAGAGAGGAAUUCGUCUGUUACAACGGGUCUGGUUCCCGUGCGGUUGGCACAUUCAAGGCGGAGCUGCGGUACAACGAGCACGUGUCCAAAGAAGAGCUCUACGUUUUCGAGGGAACGAGGCAGCCACUGCUCGGACGGCAAACAAUGUGCCGUUGGAAUUUGAAGAUCGAUUUUUUGCCACGUGUUCCGUUCGCGUUCAAGGAGAAGGUGGAAGCGGAGCUGGAUCGACUGGAAGAGUCCGGCAUUAUUUCGAAAGCGCCAUCAUCAGAAGCUGAAUGGGGUACACCGCUAGUCCCCGUUCUGAAGAAGGAUUCGUCCAUCAGGUUGUGUGCAGAUUAUCGGAUCACGGUCAACCCGUUUUUGGUGGACAACCGUCACCCUUUCCCGGUGAUAGACGAGAUUUUUGCGGCGCUGCAAGGAGGUAAAUAUUUUUCGAAGCUCGACCUGAAGAACGCCUAUUAUCAGCUAGAGGUGGACGCAGACACAAGGCAUCUGCUGGCUUGGAGCACGCACAGAGGUGUGUACCUGAUGAACCGGCUGCCAUUCGGAACCAAGACAGCUUGUGCCAUUUUUCAAGCGACGUUGGAGAAAGUUCUGCAAGGCUGUCGUGGCACAGUCAGUUAUCUGGACGACGUUAUGGUGUCAGGUAGAACCGUGGAAGAACACCUGGAAAACCUGAAUGCGGUGCUAACGCGACUCAAAGAAGCGGGAUUUGUACUGAACAUGCAGAAGUGCGCAUUUUUCAAACAAGAAGUCGGUUAUCUUGGUCACGUCAUCGACCAGGAUGGCCUGCACAAGGACCCUGAAAAAGUUCAAGCAAUCAUGGAUGUCAAACCGCCGAAGGAUGUCAAGGAAGUUCGAGCAUUCGUGGGCCUAGCGAACUAUUAUGCGAAGUUUUGCCCAAGUUUGGCCCAGUGGAUGAAACCGUUGUACGAGCUACUGAGGGACGACGUGAAGUUUUCCUGGACGGAGAAUCGGCAGAGAGCGUUUGCAGCCAUCAAGAAGCUGCUCUCGGAGGACACGGUACUGGUGCAUUACAACUCGGACAUGCCGAUCAAGCUAUACUGCGACGCUUCGAACGAAGGAAUUGGAGCUGUUAUCGUUCAUGAGUUUCCGGACAAGAGUGAACGACCAAUAUCGUUUGCAUCGAGGGUGUUCAAGAAGCACGAAGCAGGAUAUUCCGUGAUCGACAAAGAAGCACUGGCCAUCUAUUACGGAAUCAACAAGUUCAACACUUACCUGCAAGGACGACAUUUCAAGCUCAUGACGGAUCACAAGUUUUUGACAAGCCUCUUCAGUCCUAAGGGUGUUCCGGAGACAGCAGCUGGACGUUUGCAGCGGUGGGCAGUUUUCCUGUCGAACUGCGACUACGAGAUUCAACAUGUGAAAGGAGUUCGAAACGUUCCAGCGGAUUUUUUGUCAAGGCACCCCAUUGGUAACGACGGAAGCGAAGAAGACGAGGACGAAGCGGUAAGUUUCCUGAAUUUUGUGGAAGCUGAGACCCGUUCAUUGGUGGAGCGCAAGCAGAUCAUCGUCGAAAGCCACCGUGGCAAGUUGUUGAGCCGUGUAGCUGAAUACGUUAAAUCUGGUUGGCCGCAAAUGAUCCAAGAAGAGGACCUGAAGGUUUUCCACCGGAAGCGAGAUGAGCUGAGCGUUGAAGAAGGAGUUCUACUUUGGGGCUACCGGAUUGUGGUUCCUACCAAGCUGAGGAAGUUUUUGCUAGACGAGCUCCAUUCAGUCCACCUGGGGAUCGUGAAGAUGAAGAGUUUGGCCAGGUCAUAUUUUUGGUGGCCAUCCCUGGACAAAGAAAUCGAGGACAUGGGUAAGAAGUGCGAGAUGUGCAUGCAGCAGCGACCAGAGCGAAGCGAUCCAAUUUCUCCGUGGCGUUUAACCAGCGCCCCCUGUGAUCGAGUCCACGUUGAUCAUUUCUCGUUUCGUGAUGCUGAGUUCCUGGUGAUGGUGGAUAGCCACAGCAAGUGGAUCGAGGUGUUUCCAGUACGCACGCUGACUUCGAAGGAAACAGUGGAGAAGAUCUCCGAAUUCAUCGGCAGAUUCGGUUCCAUCGGUACACUGGUGUCCGACAACGGGACUGCAUUUUCUUCGGAGGAGUUUCAAGAUUUUUGUUCAUCCCGGGGAAUCAAGCACUUGCGGACAGCACCCUACAGCCCUUGUUCCAAUGGUGCUGCAGAGAACGCAGUCAAAACAGCCAAGAACGCGUUGAAGAAGCUAUCAUCGGAUCCGGCGUUCCAGCGAAAGUCGGUAUCGUUGCAGUUGAGCGCAUAUCUGGAGAUGUAUCGCGCCACCAAGCACGCGACAACCGGUGAAAGUCCCUUCAAGUUGAUGUUCGGAAGAGAGAUGAGAAUCCGUUUCGACAAGCUGAAGGUAAAUCACGAAAAACGACAACGCGAGAAGAUUGAAGAACACCACCUCAAACAAAAGAGAACGGUAUUCAAGAUUGGUGAGACAGUCUAUGCAAGAGACUACCGAAAUCCGAAGAAGCCACUAUGGGUACGAGCAAAGAUCGUCAAGAAGAUUGGAGCUGUCCUAUACGAGUGCGUUUCGGAUGAUCUAGGAAUUAUCAAGCGCAGGAGCCAUCAGUUGUUGAAAUACCCUUUCGAUGACUAUGACGACGAAGCAAGACAACCCACAGGCGCAGGUGCGCAACCGAAUGAUGCAUCUAGUGAAGAGUCGGAAUACGGCUCGUUGGGCGAGUCAGACACGGAGGAGCAGCCCAGACAGCAACCACCACCGGCCGGGUCGUACGUAACUAGGUACAAUCGAGUUGUGCUGCCACCACGUCGCUUGGGGGAAGAGUAG
This is a messenger RNA of Aedes albopictus (Asian tiger mosquito), 3663 nucleotides long. RefSeq lists its product as uncharacterized. Bases 1 to 3663 code for a protein of 1220 amino acids. Lineage: Eukaryota; Metazoa; Arthropoda; Insecta; Diptera; Culicidae. The transcript has 2 exons. Gene Ontology annotation, biological process: DNA integration. Gene Ontology annotation, molecular function: nucleic acid binding; zinc ion binding. The record is from RefSeq and is a predicted model, not a curated record.